Molecule: messenger RNA, 3569 nt
Organism: Ochotona curzoniae (black-lipped pika)
Lineage: Eukaryota; Metazoa; Chordata; Mammalia; Lagomorpha; Ochotonidae
Gene: PI4K2A
Product: phosphatidylinositol 4-kinase type 2 alpha
Exons: 9
Coding region: 62-1501 (479 amino acids)
Biological process (GO): endosome organization; Golgi organization; phosphatidylinositol phosphate biosynthetic process
Cellular component (GO): plasma membrane; lysosomal membrane; trans-Golgi network
Molecular function (GO): 1-phosphatidylinositol 4-kinase activity
Source: RefSeq, a predicted model, not a curated record
UCCCGGCUGCGAGCUCAGCUGGUGCCGAGCGCUCCGGGUCCCGGAGCCGGCGGCCUGAGGGAUGGACGAGACGAGCCCACUGGUGUCCCCCGAGCGGGCCCAACCCCCGGAGUACACAUUCCCGUCGGGCUCGGGCGCUCACUUUCCGCAGGUGCCAGGGGGCGCGGUCCGAGUAGCAUCGGCGGCCGGCUCGGGCCCCUCUCCGCCGGGCUCGCCAGGCCACGACCGGGAGCGGCAGCCCCUGCUGGAUCGGGCCCGGGGCGCGGCGGCCCAAGGCCAGUCCCAGACCGUGGCGGUGCAGGCCCAAGCCCUGGCGGCGCAGGCCGCGGCCGCCGCGAAUGCCGCGCAGGUCCACCGUGAGCGGAACGAGUUCCCGGACGACCCCGAGUUCGAGACUGUGGUGCGGCAGGCCGAGUUGGCCAUCGAGCGCGGCAUCUUCCCCGAGCGCAUCUACCAGGGCUCAAGCGGGAGCUACUUUGUCAAGGACCCUCAUGGGAAGAUCAUUGCUGUUUUCAAACCCAAGAACGAAGAGCCGUACGGGCAACUUAAUCCCAAGUGGACCAAGUGGCUGCAGAAGUUGUGCUGUCCCUGCUGCUUUGGCCGUGACUGCCUUGUCCUCAACCAGGGCUAUCUCUCAGAGGCGGGAGCCAGCCUGGUGGACCAAAAGCUGGAGCUCAACAUUGUACCCCGUACCAAGGUAGUAUACCUGGCCAGCGAGACCUUCAACUACAGUGCCAUUGACAGAGUGAAGUCCAGGGGCAAGCGGCUAGCUCUAGAGAAAGUGCCAAAAGUUGGACAGCGGUUUAACCGGAUUGGGCUACCACCAAAGGUCGGUUCAUUCCAGAUCUUUGUUGAAGGCUACAAAGAUGCAGAUUACUGGCUACGGCGGUUUGAAGCAGAGCCUCUCCCUGAGAACACUAACCGGCAACUACUGCUGCAGUUUGAGCGGUUGGUGGUGUUGGAUUAUAUCAUCCGCAACACUGAUCGAGGCAAUGACAAUUGGCUAAUUAAAUAUGACUGCCCUAUGGAUAGUUCCAGCUCUCGGGACACAGAUUGGGUGGUGGUGAAGGAGCCGGUCAUCAAGGUGGCUGCCAUCGACAAUGGGCUGGCUUUUCCCCUGAAGCAUCCUGACUCAUGGAGGGCAUAUCCUUUUUACUGGGCCUGGUUGCCCCAGGCCAAAGUCCCCUUCUCUCAGGAGAUCAAAGAUCUGAUUCUUCCGAAGAUAUCAGACCCUAACUUUGUCAAGGACUUGGAGGAAGAUCUAUAUGAACUCUUCAAGAGAGAUCCUGGUUUUGAUAGGGGCCAGUUCCACAAGCAGAUUGCCGUCAUGCGGGGACAGAUCCUAAACCUGACCCAGGCCCUGAAGGACAACAAGAGUCCCCUGCACCUUGUCCAGAUGCCCCCCGUGAUUGUUGAGACGGCCCGUUCGCACCAGCGGUCUUCCAGCGAGUCCUACACGCAGAGCUUUCAGAGUCGGAAGCCCUUCUUUUCCUGGUGGUAGCCCUAGAGGCAGGUGAAGGAAAGACUGAGACUUGGGCUGGAAGGAAACCUGCAGAGCCAGGUGCAGAAAAAGCCAGGGAAGCUGGUGGAGAAAGCAGUGCCUGGAAGUCCUCUCCCUCUCUACUCACCACCCACAGGGAGAAGCACAAUCAGGGACAGUGAGUGCCCUUGGGCCCUGCUGAGGGCCAGAGGGCCAUGCAGGCGCCUGGAAGGGAGAAUCUCCCUUCCAGGGACUCCUGGUGGCAGCUGGGAAAGUCCUUUCCUUCCCCAACACCUUGCUCUGUUGCAAAAGUCCCUAUUAUAUUCUGCAUCAGAAAAACAAACCAACAAAAACAAGUUAAAUGCUUGUAGCAAAUCCCUACAGCCUCCUAGGGCAGAAUCCUUUAAUCUAGACCUAAAUUUGCAUAGGCACAGACCUUUGUGUUGCUUAUUCCCAGGAACCAAGGCUGUCAGGGGACCACUUGCAGUGCUGGGACACACAGAAGGCCCAUCUUUCUUUUGGGUUUUUGCCAAAUCUCCUUUCCCUUUCUCUUCCUGCCAGUGUUGUAGGUGGUUCCAGGCCUCCCCAUCCUUCUCAUGACAAGGAGGCUUGGCUUUGCCACUGCCUGUGGCUCUGCACUCUGGCCAACUGCAGCUAGCCUGUUUGUCACUCAGGCAGACACAGGCGGGACUGGGCUUAGCAUUUUAUCAGGACAGGAAAUUGACACCCCCGCAUGGAAAGGUGAUAGUUCAAAUGUAUGCUGGGAGCAACAAGUGUUCUGUGGGUGUACUUGUCCAGCCCUACUUCUGGAGUCCUUGGUUCCAGCUAUUUGUUCCGCCCUUACUUUAAAUAUUUGUCUUCCUAACUCUUGAUUUAUGAGUUCAGUUUGGGUUCUGGAGUGGGUCUCCGAGAGGAUCCUGGGUUGAGUCCAGCCCUUAAGAGAACACGAUAUUAGGUUCUUGUAUUUACAUGCUACUAUCAUGGCAUGGCAGAAGUGUUCUGCCUGCUGAUGGGCAGUUUCCUUUUUGCUUCCUGACUUCUUGUUCUAUGCUGGUUUCUCCGUGGCCUCUUGAGCAAGGCAAGGCCCCAGUGUUGCCAGUGCCUACUCAGCUAACAGUGCAUAUUCUCACUUCCAUGUGUCUUCCCUGCUCUCCACACCCCUGCCAGAUGUUCAAGCCCUUUCUACACCAAAGCAAAGAAGGCCACAGGAGGGAGUAAAAAGGGUACUGCCUGUGGCUGAGGCACAGCUGAGUUCUGUCACCCUGCAACUGGUCAAUCAGCCUUGGAAAGAAGCUAUCACGAAGGUUUAAGAAACAACCAAAGAAAAGGAGUGAGGUGACGGCUGUGUCCUCUGCUUGCCUGGCUCCCAUCGUCCGUGACGCAGAGACCGGCAGCCCUCUCAUUGGCUGUGCCAUGCUGCUCCCCUUCCAUCAUGGGUUGUGCUGGGCUUCUGCCCAGCUGAAAAGAAGAGCUGGAUAUACAUGCCCUAUGGACAAAGGCACAGCUCCCUGCCUGCCCAAGUCUGACAAUCGCUUCCCGCUGAUCUGGACUCUGGCCUUGGACAUGUUUGAGAGACUGGCUGCCUCCUGACCACAGGUGCUAGCGGGGUUCCAGGUGUGGUAGCUUCCCAUGGACAUCUUGACCCAAGCACGUCCGGGAGCUCCUGGCAACCUAUGGCGUCUGAGGAUCAGCUUGGUUUCUUCCUCCAGCCAAGCCAGGUCUAUACAUUGUCCUGAUCCAGACCAGCUCUGUGAGCAGAAGAAAUUGGGGUCCAGUAUAAGAGGGAGCCAGUCAGCGUGGACAUCCUUCCCUGGCCCGUCUGCAUCCUCUCUGGAAGCCUGUCCUCAGGUUGACUUGAAUGUGGACUUUGGGAGAGCCAAAGGCCUGGGUGCCAGGGCAGGCUUUUUGGUGGCACUCCUGCAACACCUCAUCCCUCUGCCAGUGUGGGCCCUGUUCCAUGGUGUUGAAGUGGAGGCUGGGCUGUGAGUGCUGCUGCCCCCCCCAUGUCAUUCUCUAAUGCACUGUAGAAAUUGUAUGUAUUGUAUUUAAAUCAAUGCAGAUGUAUGAAUAACAAAUCCAAUUCUGACUA